Aureobasidium pullulans EXF-150 is the source of this 1626-nucleotide messenger RNA. RefSeq lists its product as uncharacterized. Gene Ontology annotation, biological process: rRNA methylation; box C/D sno(s)RNA 3'-end processing. The record is from RefSeq and is a predicted model, not a curated record. The transcript is spliced from 2 exons. The coding region runs from base 1 to 1626 and encodes 541 amino acids. Gene Ontology annotation, cellular component: box C/D methylation guide snoRNP complex; small-subunit processome. Gene Ontology annotation, molecular function: histone H2AQ104 methyltransferase activity; rRNA methyltransferase activity; RNA binding. NCBI's taxonomy places the organism in Eukaryota, Fungi, Ascomycota, Dothideomycetes, Dothideales, Saccotheciaceae.
AUGGACGGAACCGCAAUGCAUACAGUGACGGGUCUCAAAAGAUGGUCAUGUCAGGACCCUACCGUUCUCCCGGAUAUGGACAAGAUCAAGGCCAUCCACGUCUACGACUUUGACAACACGCUAUUCUGCAGUCCGUUACCGAACAAGCAAGUCUGGGCUGGUCCGAGUAUAGGCACACUACAAGCGCUCGAGCAGAUAUCGACUGGCGGAUGGUGGCACGAUGCGAGUAUCCUGGCCUCGACGGGAAAGGGCCUGGAAGAGGAGGAGAAGACUGCCUGGUCAGGUUGGUGGAAUGAGGGUAUCGUCGACCUCGUGCGACUGUCAAUGCAGCAAAAGGACGCUCUCACGGUGCUCUUGACGGGUCGCAAUGAGAGAGGCUUCGCCGACUUGGUCACUCGCAUGUUCAGAGCAAAGCAGCUCGAGUUCAACAUGGUCUGUCUGAAGCCUGCUGUCGGCCCUGCUGGUCAGCGCUUCUCGUCGACAAUGCUCUUCAAGCAGGACUUGUUGCGCGACUUGGUCUGCACAUACUCGGAUGCUGAAGAAAUCCGCAUCUACGAGGACCGCCCAAAACAUACCAAAGCCUUCCGCGACUUCUUCGAUACCUUCAAUCGCACAGUCUCAUCCCGCUCUCCCAUCCAAGCCGACGUCAUCCAAGUUACAGAAGAAUCCACCACUCUCGACCCUCUCGUUGAAGUGUCAGAGGUUCAGCGUAUGAUCAACAAACACAACCAAGCCGUUGUCGAUGGCGACGUGCCGGGUCUCAUACCUUUGGCCAUCAAACGUAACGUCUUCUACACCGGCUACCUGAUUUCACCUCAGGACACGGAGCGCUUUGCUUCCCUGGCCAAGAACACUGCCGACCGCGACUGGCGGACCCUCGCAAACAACAUCCUCAUCACUCCUCGUCCCGCACCGCAGAGCAUCCUCAAUAAGGUUGGAGGUCUUGGUCAUCGCAUGACUUGGAGAGUAACAGGCAUCUCACACUUCGAGAACAAACUAUGGGCCGCCCGUGUCGAGCCCGCCGACCCUAGAGCACGCUUCUACUCCGAAAACCCAACACCCACCGUCGUAAUCUCCCUCCGCAACAACGCCCGCCCAAUCGACGCAAAGUACAUCUCGAACUGGCAACCCACAUCACCCGAGCAGUCCUUCGAGUUCGAAACCGUGGUCGGCGAAAAAGUACUCCUCCGUAUUGAAAGAGAAUCUACCGACCAAGACGAUUACGAGAAUUCCUAUGCGUCAAAACCUCGUCCUCAACAACGUAGAUAUCAUCGCGAAGAAGACUUCCCAGCUCUGGGCUCAGACCGUGUACCUCAACCACCGCAACCGCCAAAAGACCCUCAAACCUCGCAACUCGAUCCUACAGCUAUGCAAUUCGGCCCCAACGUCCCCACAGGUCCGGGUCAGCAUAACAACAAUAACAACCGCAACAACUACACAGGCCACAAUAGCCGCGGCGGCGGCGUCUCCAAGCCCGGAAACAACAGAGGCGGCCGUGGAGGCAGAGGAGGCCGCGGUAACCGUUUCGGCGGCCGUGGUGGAGGCAGAGGAAGAGGAAGAGGAGGAAACUACCGCUCUUUGGAUGACCGUCAGGAGAAUUACGGAGGAGGCGGUAUGCAGUAUUAG